AUGGACCAGCAGUGGACCGCAUAUUCAGAAUCGAACGCGAACCGCCAGGCGCGGUACGAUCCCCACACCAUGACAACCCCUCAGCAGGUCCAACGGGACCCAAACCUACCUCAGCAGAUUAAGCAGGAACAGUUCGCGUCGCCCACCGCACCCUCGAGAACAAAUUCAAUGGCGACGCUGCCGUCGCCCGGUAGCUCGCUCACUCUCAGUCGAAGUGCAGAGUAUGGCGACCGAGACGGCGAUGUAGCCAUGGAGGAUGCGGACCCGUACAAACCCAAGUACACUGCCUCGCGCCCGAACCACCAGCACCGGCACUCGCAAUCAUUCCUCCAGCAGGAAGAUAGUGCUGCUGCCCGAAGAUACUCGCCUAUGAACAUGUCGCCGACGUCACCGUACAGCGGGAACCCACAACAAGGCGGGCAAAACUACACGAGCUUCUCUCCACAGGCGCAGAACAGCAACAGACAGAGUCCUACGAGAGGCAAUCCGUACAUGAAUACGCCGAAUAGUUAUUACUCCCCACCUGCUUCUCGCCCUCACGCACCGCAACUACCUCCUAUACAGUCGAACAUGAGCCCCGAGAGCUUCUAUCCGCAGUCUGCGACCGCACAAUUGAAUGCACCGAAGAUCACUCACCAGCCUCCGUUCCGCCGCGCACAUCCUGAGGGAGGUUUCAUCAGUCCCCUACAAGCGUUAACAUCUCACUUGCCAGCGACAUAUCGCGUGUGCAAUCCCGGCUUCAAGUACGAAUCGACCCGCAAUCCGCGCCGCGUUCUCACGAAACCGAGCAAAGGCGUCAAGAACGAUGGGUACGACAACGAAGACAGUGACUACAUUCUGUAUGUCAAUGAUAUCUUGGGAUCAGAAGACGCAGGACACAAGAAUCGCUACCUGAUCUUGGAUGUACUUGGCCAGGGAACCUUUGGACAAGUCGUGAAAUGUCAGAAUCUCAAAACGCAAGAAGUAGUUGCUGUCAAGGUUAUCAAGAACAGAACUGCGUACUUCAACCAGAGUAUGAUGGAGGUCUCUGUGCUGGAUUUGUUGAACAAGCAGAUGGACAAGAACGAUGACCACCACUUGCUGCGACUGAAAGACACGUUCAUCCACAGACAACAUCUGUGCUUGGUUUUCGAGCUACUAAGCGUCAACUUGUACGAAUUGAUCAAGCAAAACCAGUUCCGAGGGCUGUCAACAACCUUGGUCCGCGUGUUCGCACAACAAUUGCUCAAUGGGUUGGCUCUGCUAGGGAAGGCCAAGUUGAUACAUUGCGAUCUAAAGCCCGAGAACAUAUUACUCAAGAACCUCGAGAGCCCGAUCAUCAAGAUCAUCGACUUCGGUUCGGCAUGCGACGAACGGCAGACGGUAUACACGUAUAUCCAAUCGCGAUUCUAUCGGUCACCCGAAGUUUUACUGGGCCUGCCAUAUUCCGCAGCAAUUGACAUGUGGUCUUUAGGCUGCAUUGUGGUUGAGCUGUUCCUUGGACUCCCGCUCUUCCCAGGUUCGUCCGAGUACAACCAAGUGGCGAGGAUAACUGAGAUGCUCGGACUGCCACCGACGUGGAUGCUCGAAAUGGGCAAGCAAUCCGGGGAAUUCUUCGAGAAGGCUCACGAUGAGUACGGACGAAGAACAUACAGGUUGAAGUCGAUGGAGCAAUACUCGAGAGAGCACGGUACAAAAGAACAGCCGAGUAAGAAGUACUUCUCCGCCACGACUUUGCCAGAGAUCGUGAAGAACUACCCAAUGCCACGAAAGAACAUGAAGCCCAAUGAGAUUGAGCGAGAGAUGCAAAAUCGUUAUGCAUUUAUCGACUUCGCUACGGGAUUGCUGAAUCUUAAUCCAUUGGAGCGAUGGACGCCCAACCAAGCGAAACAGCACCCGUUUAUCACACAACAGAAGUUUACAGGGCCUUUUGUGCCACCAAUGGCUAUGCGUUCGGGAUCUAACAGAUCACCUGCUCCCGGUGUCCAAGAGCAACAGCGGUACGAAGGCAUGAGCAAACAGCGUGCCCAGGCGCAACAAGCUGCUGUAGCGCAACAGCAGGCACAACAACAAGCCCAACAGGCUGCACAAAACGCCGCGUACGCCAACAUGCAGAUGAACCAGUACCAAGGCCAGACUCCGCACGCACAAGCGCCUAAUAUGUACAACAACAUGUACUCGCCGAAUCAUCAAGGCGCUCCACCGCCCUAUCCCGCUCAGCCUGGAUACAAUCAGCAAAUGGGCAUGAUGCAGCCGCAGCAGCAACAGCGCCAAUACAACCAGCCCCAAAACUUGUAUGCACAGGCUACAACUCGCGCGGGUAGGCAGCGCGCGUCUACCAUGGACCAGCAAGUACAGUCUGGUAUUCCGCCUGCGCUGCAGAGAGUCAUUAGUCAUUUGGAUCCAAACGCACCGAUUCGAUUACAACCAUCGCCUGCAUACUAUCCUCCUCCGCCCGAAGGUGCACCGGACGCAGCAGGUAAUGGUCAGAGGAGGAGAGGUUCCCGAGCGGCAGGGCAAAGCCAACGGAAUUUCGUUCGUACCCUAGAAGAUCGCACUCUUGAAGAAGGUUUCAUGAGUCAACACGGAUGGCAAUGA
Messenger RNA from Didymosphaeria variabile, 2577 nucleotides. RefSeq names its product dual specificity protein kinase yak1 (gene YAK1). Bases 1 to 2577 code for a protein of 858 amino acids. The record is from RefSeq and is a predicted model, not a curated record. Gene Ontology annotation, cellular component: cytoplasm; nucleus. Gene Ontology annotation, molecular function: protein tyrosine kinase activity; protein serine/threonine kinase activity; ATP binding. Gene Ontology annotation, biological process: peptidyl-serine phosphorylation; peptidyl-threonine phosphorylation. The transcript is spliced from 8 exons. NCBI's taxonomy places the organism in Eukaryota, Fungi, Ascomycota, Dothideomycetes, Pleosporales, Didymosphaeriaceae.